CUCACAGCACUGCAGCCCAGUCAAGUUCGUAAUCGUAACUAAAUUUGGCCAGGCUUCUUCAAAACAUACCAGCUUCCUUUGUCAGAGAGGCCUUCUGGGAACUUCUCAUCCCACUACUGAGUGAAUAUUAACGGCAAUGGAGAAAGAUCUGCUUAUUGGUGAUAAAAGCAUUACAAACUACGGAAGCGAUGAUCUUCUUUCCCCAAGGAUUGCACAAGGUACAUCUGGCCAUUCUUCUCCCUUUGAAGGAGCCUCUGCACCUCCUUAUGAGCUAAUGGAAAAAACACUUGCAGAUGAAAAGAAAAGUACAGAAGAUUCUGAACAUGUAUCUUUGCCUGGUUCACAUGAUCCACUGCCAAGUGAAGAACAUGAGGAAAUCCCUCCUCAUCUAAAAGACUGGAACAGCCUCUCUGCUUCUGAACAAGACAUUAAAGAAGCCUUUCGGCGGUAUGCAUCCAGUAAGUGUUGCUAUAGGAGUGCCCCUGCAAAGCAUAUGAAAGUCCGGAAUCUCACUCCUCUCAACACAUUCAGAUAUCGUCUGGAAACUUUCACUGAAACAAGAGAGACAUGUGUGGCCAGUGAGUUUUAUAAUGGUGGAUUUGUGGACUCUUCAGCUGUUGCACCACCACCUGCUCCAUGGGAAAUUAUGGUGGAUCCCCCUCCUCUGUUUACAGACUGUGAAAUGCAUCUCCCAAUACCACACUCCUAUUCAGUAGAGAACUGCCCAAACUGCAAAGGAUGUGGCGCAAUUAGGUGCCAGUCUUGUGAGGGCACUGGCAAGAAAAAAUGUUCGGCAUGUGGUGGUAGUGGAACCAAUACACUGGAAGGCGACAACAUCUGCUCGUGGUGUUCAGGAACAGGAGACAGUCACUGCUUCAGUUGUCGUAGCAAUGGGUGGCUGAAGUGUUACCGUUGCAGUGGGAAUGGUGUCUUGUUAUUUCAUACUGAACUUACAAUCACUUGGAAGAACAAUAUCUUAGAGCACCUGGCAGACAAGGAUCCCAAUUUUCCAAUUUACCUUUUACAGGAAGCAACUGGGGAAGAAAUACUUUGUGAUGAAAAUUUUUCGGUAUUUCCCAUUAUUGAUUUCCCAGAGACAUCCAUUGAAGACUAUUCACGAGCAUGUAUUGAACAACAUAGAAUGCAGUUAGCCUUAGGAAGUGUUCAUCAUAUCCUGAAACAGAAACAAACCAUUGAAUUGGUGCCACUCACAAAGGUGGAAUAUGAAUGGAAAGGGAAACUCUAUUCCUUCUAUGUUUUUGGUAAAGAGAAUAAGGUGUACACCAAAGGCUAUCCAGCAAAAUGCUGCUGUUCUGUCAUGUGACACAGGUCAACCAAUAGGACAUUCUGCUAUCAAGUGACACUGCCAACCACCCUUAUUUGUUUUUCACAUCAUCUUGCAGGAUUCCACCAUGCUGAGAGUUUUUUUCUCACGAUGAUACAUUAUUGACGUAUCCCUCCACAGGAGUACAUGGCUGAAAUUAUGUUGGGAUGCUCUUCACACAACUGUUUGCUUGGAUGCAAAUUGAGACACUGCAUUAUUACAUUAUUCCACAUAAUAUUCUUAAGUCAACUAUUUAGUUUCUUCUAUGCAGUACAUUAGAGUAUGCCUUUGUAACAAUACCAUAGACAUCUUGUUGACAAGCAAGCAGGACAUAAUGUACAGAACUCUGCAGUAAUUUUAAUUCCUCUUGUUAAAAUGUUUAAAUGGCUUCCAUCUCAACAACAGUGACAGAAGUACCUUCUUAGGAGCAGGAGUUGAAAGACAGGUCCCCCCCAAUGUUUCACUUACUAGAUUUUCCUGACAUUUCAGUGCCUUAUUUGUAAGACAUGCCAAUCUUUGAGCAACUUUUGUCCAGAUCCUGUUAAGUGCCAACAGAGUAUAAAACAUAUGUACUGGUGAUGUUCAACUUACAUAUUGGUGACCAUUCCAGGUCAGGGAAAAAGAGCAGCAAAGCCUUAAGACAUCUGUUUGCACUAUAGGUUGAAGAGGACCUACUUGUUUGAAGACAUACUAAAUACCUUCUUAUACAAGUAUGUUAAAAGUAUAACCUCUAGUACAGUCUGAAUUUAUGUUAGCAUAGAGUCCCAAGAAAAUUCUAUCCAAUAGAAUUCAGGGAGCCCUUUUAUGAAAUAUGUGUUUUUCACAAAUAAAACAUAAUUUAGCAGGGGGAAAGAAUGGAUUUUACACAAAAUGCAAUCUCUCUUUAUGGAAGCAAAUGUUUACAAAUAAUCCUUAAAUGAAAGAACUCUUUGCAAAAUGGGUUGAGACAUAUAAAGGCACUUUACUUUGGGUUGAGGAUGAGAAAAAGUGUGAAUAUUCUUUAAAUCUCAGUUUGAGAUUUUAGAGGAUCUUACUGCAUCUGUCAUGUUGCCUUGCCUAAGAUUAUGUAAUGGAAGAAUUCAAGGAAUAGUUGUGCUGAAAAUUGAAUCUGAAAGUGCAGCCAAAAUUGAGGUCCAAACAUGGUCAGCUUGUUCUAGGGUGGACGCUGUUUCUCCCAGUUUUGACUCAAUAGUACAAGCUCCCCACUUCUUUUGGUAAUGAGAAAGGUUCUCUAUGCCCCAGGGAAACAGAGGUCCUGUUGAGUUGGUGGAUCCAAGAAUAUUCAUGCCUUCUUCACAGAAAGCCUAUAGGGCAUGUGUGAGGUUCUUAUAUCAACUACUGCUUACAGGAGCACUGCCAAUGAUGACAGAAGUCCUGUUGGUUGGUCCCAAUUUGAGCAGAUUCCAUGAAUCAAUUCUUGAAUGAUGAGUCCAUAAACAAAUAAAUCGUGUUGAUUCAUUGGGUUUACUGUAGUCAGGCCACAUAAUUCAGACUAAUAUAUUUUUGUGUGUGGAACUUUCUAUAAACAGAGUGGCAUGUCCCCUCACUAGAGAAGACCAGUGGAAGGACCUUUGCCUAAUUCUAGACACCUCCAGCAAAGUGGAUCUAGGAUUAGGAUUAUGCUGACAGCUACCUAGUUUUGUGAUGAGCACCCAAACAACAAAGUCUCAACAUACUCCAUGUUAACCAAAAGAAUUAUCUGGACCUGAAGAAUUAUCUGAAGAAUUCAGGCCAUUCUGUAGGACAAGUUUAUUUCCAUGCAGUAAAACAGUGUUCUGCAUAACUGCGAAACCUCACCACCACAAAAAUGGAAGCAUCUGAAGCCCUUGCUCCUCUAAUGUUGGAGUUCCAAGAUUACUACAGACAAAAAGGGGUAGACUGUGAGGCCUGAUGUGGGAUUUAAAGUCUUUCAGUCCACUGAAUGUCCCCCAAACAGAGGGAUUUCCUAUGCCAAUCCUGGAACU
Messenger RNA from Sceloporus undulatus (fence lizard), 3288 nucleotides. RefSeq names its product protein SSUH2 homolog. The transcript is spliced from 13 exons. The record is from RefSeq and is a predicted model, not a curated record. Lineage: Eukaryota; Metazoa; Chordata; Lepidosauria; Squamata; Phrynosomatidae. The coding region runs from base 137 to 1324 and encodes 395 amino acids.